AUGUGGAGCAGCAGAGAGUAUGGGCAAGUUUUCAGGGAGAUUAGGAAGAAAAGGAAGAGAUUGGGGGUCUUGAAUAAGGGGGGCCGUGCUGAGGCGCAAGUGAAUGAGAGGAAGAAGGUGGUUCGAGAAAUUAAUGCCUUACUUCAUCUAGAGGAAAUAUAUUGGAGACAAAGGUCGAGGGCCUUGUGGUUGGAGUCAGGGGAUCGUAACACUAAUUUCUUUCACAGGAAAGCCUCGCAACGUCGUAGCAAAAAUCGCAUUUCCCACCUUGUGACUGACGAUGGGGUGACACAUGUAGAGAAGGAGCAGAUUUGUUUCGUGGCUAAUGAUUAUUGUAAGACAUUAUUUACCUCUUCGUUGCCAUCACAGUUUGAUGAGGCCUUGGCUGGUAUCGAUACAAGGGUCACAAGUGAGAUGAAUUCGAGGCUUUGUGCUCCUUAUACGGCAGAUGAAGUGUUCCUUGCCCUUAAACAGAUGCACCCUUUGAAAGAUCCGGGCCGGAUGAGUGCUUUCACCCCGGGAAGAUUAAUCACUGAUAAUAUUUUGGUUGCCUUUGAGUUGUUCUAUCAUAUGAAAAAUUCAGGGAGUGAGAGUGGUUUUCUGGCUCUGAAAUUGGACAUGGCUAAGGCGUAUGAUAGAGUGGAGUGGAGUUUUUUGAGAGCUGUGAUGAUUAAGUUUGGAUUUGCAGAGCAAUGGGUGGAUCGGGUCAUACAUUGUAUCUCUACUGUCUCUUUUUCAGUUCUCAUAAAUGGGGCACCUUCGGGGGAGUUUACUCCAUCUCGGGGUUUACGUCAAGGUGAUCCUCUAUCCCCCUACUUGUUCAUCCUUUGUGCAGAAGCCUUAUCGGGGCUCCUUAAUAGAGCAGUGGCAUUGGGACAUUUACAUGGUAUACGCGUGGCUCCGUUGGCACCAACCAUCUCACAUUUGUUUUUUGCGGAUGAUAGUAUUAUUUUCGCAAAGGCAAAUUUGAACGAAGUUGAUACCAUUCGAGAGGUUCUUCAUACUUAUGAGAUAGCUUCGGGGCAGAUGGUAAAUUUUGGGAAGACGACGGUGACUUUUAGUAAAGGGGUUCCGGUUGAUAGAAGGGAGGAUUUGGCUAAUGCUCUUCGGGUGAACAUUGUGGAUGUGCAUGACAAGUACCUUGGUCUUCCCACGGUGGUGGGGAGGUCAAAAAGGGUGAUUACGAAAGAUAUCCGGGAGAAGUUAUGGAAGAGACUUCAAGGGUGGAAAGGGGGAUAUAUGUGUAAGGCGGGUCGGAAAGUUUUGAUUAAGGCCGUGGCCCAAUCGAUUCCAACCUACGCGAUGAGUGUGUUCAAAUUUCCCUCUUCUUUUUGUGACGAAUUGCGUUCGAUGGUGGCUAAUUUUUGGUGGAGACAGAAAAAUGGGGAACGUAAAAUCCAUUGGGUGGCUUGGAAGAAGCUAUGCGAACCGAAAGCUAGUGGAGGGUUGGGUUUCAGGGAUUUUAAAGCGUUUAAUGCGGCUCUCCUUGGCAAGCAAGCAUGGAGGUUGAUUCAAUUCCCAGAUAGUUUGGUGGCUCGGGUUCUUAAAGCUCGCUAUUUCGCUGAAAGGUCUUAUUUGGACGCGGAACUUGGUAAUAUGCCAAGUUACACAUGGCGAGGUAUUUGGAGCGUUAGGUGGGUGGUGCAAAGAGGGUUGAGGUGGAGAGUGGGGGAUGGGUGUAGUAUUCCAGUUUGGAAGUGUGAGUGGAUUCCUGGAACACAAUCUCGAAGGGUUAUAACCCCGAGAGGAAGUCAGUCACUGAACCUUAAAGUUUGUGACUUGAUACACCUUCCCACGGCUUCAUGGAAUGUGCCUAAGGUGAAAGAGAUUUUUCUACCUUUUGAGCAAGAAUGCAUUCUGAGUAUUCCUCUGAGUGUGCGUGUAUUAGAUGAUACUAUCUGCUGGGAUUUGGAGAAAGGAGGGGACUAUAAGGUUCGAUCUGCUUACCGAGCUAUUUUUGGGGAUUAUGAGGCUGAUUUCAGGUCGUCGGGUUCGAGCUCUUUGAAGUUUUGGGGGAAGAUGUGGGCUGCUGUCACAUUACCAAGGGUGAAGGUGUUCUUUUGGAGGGCAUGUAGAGGGGCACUGCCGACAUUAGUGGGUUUAAAUAAGAGAAUUCCAGGGAAAAAUACCACGUGCUCGGUGUGUGGGUUGAAGACGAGACAGAGCUACAUUGCUUAA
Molecule: messenger RNA, 2178 nt
Organism: Chenopodium quinoa (quinoa)
Lineage: Eukaryota; Viridiplantae; Streptophyta; Magnoliopsida; Caryophyllales; Amaranthaceae
Exons: 2
Coding region: 1-2178 (725 amino acids)
Source: RefSeq, a predicted model, not a curated record